UGUUGUGUGGGUACUGGUACAAAUAUAUAUGUGUGUGUGUGAUCCGUGUUGUGUAGCAAGUGUCCGGGGGAGGUGGCGGUGGACAUUAUAAGGCAUUAAUCAUGAAGAUUAUUUACUAAGUGUUCAGUAGUGGUCAGUGGAUGUUGAGAGUGGUUGGUGUGAAGCAUGAAGAGAGUGGUACUCUUCAGGAACGGCUCCGGUGUCGACGGUAAGGUGGUGCUGGUGACGCACUCCUUGGAUGAUCUGCUUGCAGCUGCCUCACAGAAGCUGACCGUCAGAGCUACACAACUAUACACACCCCAGGGAGGACUCAUUGAUGACAUCAGGCUUAUUAGAGACGAUGACAUCUUGUACGUAUCAGAGGGCGAAGACUUUCAACUGCCAGUACAGCCAAGCCCAGGUGUACGGCCACCUGGUUAUGUUGGCUCCAGGAUGAAUCCAGUGUGUGUGGCUGGCCCCGCCUCUACCUGCAGUGGAGCAUCUGCCACAAAUGAUUGGGUCACGCUUAACGUAGGAGGCCAGAUCUUUACCACAACCCGUGCCACUCUAGUCACUAAAGAACCAAACUCCAUGUUGGCUAAAAUGUUUAGCUGUGAGGAUAGCAGUUUGUUGCCCAGCAAUCGUGAUGCCCAUGGUGCAUACCUCAUAGAUCGUUCCUAUACAUACUUUGAGCCUCUGCUGAACUUCUUGAGAAAUGGAACUCUAAUUCUUGACCCCAGUAUUAAUCCAGAAGGAGUGCUGGAAGAAGCUCGCUUUUUUGGCAUGGAGUCUGCAGUGCCGGUGUUAGAAGCACUAAUUACCUCUCGAGAAGAGACGCAGGACCUUGAGCCUCUCACAAGGCAGCAUGUUGUCGAAGCUCUCAUCACGACACACCAUCGGGAUGAGCUUAGAUUUCAAGGAGUCAAUCUACGAGGAGCUGACCUUUCCAAACUAGACCUUCGAAACAUUAACUUCAAGUUUGCCGAUCUGUCACGAUGCAACUUGGCAGGAGCUAAUAUGAAUGGAUGCUGUCUGGAGCGUGCCAAUCUCUGUGGAGCCAACCUAGAAGGGGCACAGUUGCUGAAUGUGCGGCUUCUCUGUGCAAAUCUUGAAUCGGCAAAUUUACGAGCGUGUAACUUUGAAGACCCGGCAGGAACACGAUCCAAUUGUGAAGGCAAGUUUAAGUGAAAAAGAUACUUACCU
Molecule: messenger RNA, 1182 nt
Organism: Procambarus clarkii (red swamp crayfish)
Lineage: Eukaryota; Metazoa; Arthropoda; Malacostraca; Decapoda; Cambaridae
Source: RefSeq, a predicted model, not a curated record